Molecule: messenger RNA, 297 nt
Organism: Strongylus vulgaris
Lineage: Eukaryota; Metazoa; Nematoda; Chromadorea; Rhabditida; Strongylidae
Source: the annotation of a GenBank genome assembly
AUGCGUGAGGCAGUACGAGAUUGGGCAGAUUCAUCAUCCUGUCAUGGCAUACCACAUAUGGCGCAAGCUGCAACGGUAAAUACAUUUUGUUCCAACUUUGACAAAAAACCACUGAACCAAUGUCUCGCAGCUAUUCUUUGGUCGAUCAUCUUGGCCUUUUGUGCUGUUGGCUUCGUUUUUCUAUUCACCGACACUUUUAGACAAUAUCUACGAUUUGACAAGGUCGUGCAAUUGAAUGGGCUGCAUGCGCAAUUGGCCACAAAUGCCCGAGUAAGGCAUGAUGAUUGUGACAUUUAA